Drosophila hydei is the source of this 2194-nucleotide messenger RNA. RefSeq lists its product as uncharacterized. The coding region runs from base 674 to 1048 and encodes 124 amino acids. The record is from RefSeq and is a predicted model, not a curated record. Lineage: Eukaryota; Metazoa; Arthropoda; Insecta; Diptera; Drosophilidae. The transcript has 3 exons.
CGUCCAUUUCGGCUAAUUGCUUUGUGUUGGUUUUUUGUUGUUGUCGUUGCUGCCGUCGUCGUGUUUUCUCUUUUUGCUUCUGCGGAAUUGGAGUUAAGCACAGCUAAGGAUCUGGACUGUUGAACAAGAUACUUAACCGCGAAGACAAAGACCGUGGAUCGGCUGCAGCUGCAUUUGUAUUUCCAAGUUCUUCGUCAUUUUCGGAUCUAUAUACACAGGAGCCAGAGCAGGAGUAGAGCGGCGUGUAUUGUCAUAUGGCUGGCAGCAUUUGGAACGUUGCCUUUUGCAUAAAUUGACGCCAGGCGGAUAAGCCGAAUAAGUUGAGCAGCAGCUGCGGGGGAGGCAAAUGGAAAGCCGAAAUGGAAAGGCAAACAUAAAGCAAUUUUAUGCGUUUUUAAAAUGCGUCAAUUGACUGAGACAACAAAAGCGCGCGCGAGCGUCUGCUGCCGUUAAAUUCAAGAGAAUCGCAUGUGAGCACGUUUCCCAGCAGCAAAAGGGAGACGCACAAAUCAAAUACGACGCCGUAUAAGCAUAUCGAAUAGGAGGAACCGCAGGACCAAGACCCAAGACGUGGCUGAUAAGACGCCGGCGAGGGUGCCGGGCAGAGGACGCUUGAUGAGAAUUCACAAUUGUCGCCAACGGAGCCACACAGUCAAGCAACAACCAAUGGAACAUGUUGAUGCCGAUGCUGGAAUACAACAAACACAUUGCCAAAAUACCAAAUUGCAAAAUGAGGUCGCUUAGGGCGUGGAUGCAGCAAAUGCUGCUAUUGCUGCUGCUCUUUGGCCACUGCGAUGUCAUCCGGGCGCUGGACAAUGCGUCCGGCAAUGGCAACAACAACGGCGUAGGCGGUGGCGGCGGCGGCAGCAUCAGCGGCUCCAGCUCUAUUGUGGGUGCGGGUGGCACAGCAUUAAGCGGACCUCCAGGCGCCCUGAAUGCCAAUCUCACGGAUCUAGGCAGUCCCGGUGUGUAUAAUUCGACAAAUGGUUUAAUGCUAAUUACAUGUAGCGCUGAGCUGUUUAGCUGUGAACUCCCCAACCAAAUUUGAGGCGACGCCGCCAUUUUGGCUGUUUCAUGAUGUGUGCGUAAUAUAUUGUGUGUAUUGUUGUGUUUGUGUGUGUGUAUUUUCUUGUGCGCAUUUCCGGUUUCCGUUUCCGCCGGCCACUAUCCGGUUGCCUUGGCAAAAAACUAUUAGCCACUUUUAGCUAAAUAACCACGCCCAGCCAGCCCAACUCUUAUAUACUUAACAGCUAUGCUCAACGCACACAUACACCCCCGCACACACACACAUACACUAGCAAAACACUAAGCAUCAAUUAACCCAAUUUUCAGAAUCCAUUUUCACCUGGCUCGGGUGCUGCUCUCUGAGCUUUAGCUUUUUCUCUAUAUACUUUUUCGAGCCACACUUCUUUCAUGUUUUCUUUUAUUUUUUUAUAUUUUUGUUCUACCUCCGUGCGAUGCAGUAGCAGUGUGUUUAGCUUAGCUGUCCUUUUAGAAAUAUUUUUUGCGUAUUUUUUUUUUCGUGUAUACCCUGGCCAACAAAUGCUGUUGACUGUGUAAGCUGCCAAGUGAAGAAAUGGCUUGUUUAUGGGAAAGUUUGAAAGGCAUUUAUACGCAUCGCAAUACGUCUUCAUAUAUAAGACAUUUAUAUAACCAAUUUUAGAGAGAGUGUAAAGAGAAGUUAAAGGAUAAAUUUCUGAUUCAGAAAAGUUAUAAAAUUUAAUCUAGAAAUCGACUUUAAAGACGCUUUCGCUAGUUCAAAUAGAGUUUGUUAAUGAACUCGAUGUCCUACGGGGUAUCUGCUGGUCGGUCACCAUCGACUAGAGUGCAGACUUAUUCUGCUGCACCACUACACCAAAUCCCAAGUGGCGACGUCGCCGUUCGCCAAACUUUAAUCCCAGAAACACCAUCCAUACAUAGUAUAUAAUGUGGCUUGCCUGCCCGCUUGGCAGCUACUCGUGGUAUUUGUUUUCUCUUUCUUUCUAUUUCGCAGGCGCUGACGUGUUUUGUUGUAGUUUGGUUUUGGUUUGGUCUGGAGGAUUGGAACGUUGUGGAACGCCUUCGUGAAAGCUGCCAACAAUAAUAACAAUAAUUAAUCUAUUGACUUUAAUUUGCAGCUUACUGAAUAAUGCACAUAAAUAUUACAAUUAAUUUUUUCCAGCAUUUAACAUUGCAUAUUUUAAUAACUAUAAAA